AAAAAUUACGGUGGAGGUAGAGAAAAAUUUAUCUGUGAUGAUUUGUGAGGGUAGCAGUGAAAGCAAUGUCUUGUUUUCAUUUGGUGUGAUCACUGACAUCCAAUACGCAGAUAUUCGCGAUCGACUGAACUACUUUAAAACAAAAUGGCGACGAUACCGAAACGCUCUCAGUUGCCUUCGAGGAGCUGUUGCUCAUUGGAAAGAUGCGAAGAGUUCGCCAGCCUUCAUAGUACAACUGGGAGAUAUCAUCGACGGCUUUAAUGCAGACCUAAUUGACACUAAUGACAGUGGGAGAAAUUUCUCUCAAGAAGCUCUCGAAGCCGUGAUGAACGAAUUUUCCAAACUGCCAGAUGGGGUACCCGUGUUUCACAACAUGGGAAAUCAUGAACUCUAUAAUUUCUCUCGCCAAGAGCUUGAAAAUUCUUCUCUUCAUCCUUCGAACAACCGUCUUAGCGCAGCAUUUCUAAACAGUGAUGACAGACUGACAUCAGCGAAGAAGAAAACGAAACCAUUUUACUUCUCGUUUGUACCCCAUCCCAAAUUUUUAUUCGUUUACCUGGACAGUUACGACGUCAGCAUUCUUGGCGUUGACGAAAGCAGCUGCCAGUAUAGAGAAGCUUAUGAAAUGAUACGAAGAUACAACAAAAAUGACGAUCUGCACAGUCCCGUUGGUCUCAAUGGCUUAGAUCGACGUUUUGUGAAGUUCAAUGGUGCAAUCAGCUUAGAGCAAUUGUCAUGGCUUGAAGCUACUUUGAAAACCGCCAAAGAACAUGGCCAAAAGGCUGUGAUAUUCAGCCACGUCCCUAUCUACCCUGGACUCCCAGACGCCAUGACAAUAUUAUGGAACUACCAAGAUGUUCUGAAAGUGUUGUGGCAGUUUCAUUGUGUGGUUGCAUGUUUUCAUGGCCAUACACAUCAGUAUGGUUAUGCAGUUGAUGAAAAGGGUAUUCAUCAUUAUAUUUUUGAUGCUGUUGUGGAAGCUCCUUUAGAUUCAAAUGCAUUUGCAACCCUCAAUGUUAAAGAUGAUUCUAUUGAAAUUGAGGGUUUUGGAAUCAUAAAAGAUCAAGUGUUGAAAUUUUCUCACUAGUGUACACUGUAAGCAAAUUGUGAGAAAAGGCUUUAAUUUUAUGUUUCAACAUGUACAGAGAAGGCCUUGUGUUCUGUGAUGUUCAAAAUUGAACAUCUUUCUACUGGGACUUUUUUCAUCCACUCCCUCUUUGUGCAGUAACACAUUCAGACCGGUAGUGACGGUGAGAAAGGAUAUAAAAAAUAAGAGAUACAGAUGUUAACAUCUGUUAGUUUUCAUUUUCAUUUUCCAUAAUUUAUGGUGCAACUUACCAGUAUUCCAUUUGAUGCACUGAUUCCUGAUCUUAAAAACAUUUUUCCUAUGUUUUGUUUUUUUUGUUAAAUUCUUUUACCCCUGCAAAGUUUUAAAGUUUUGCAGUUCUUUCAGGGAUUAUCAAAAUUUAGCUAGAAAAACAGGUGUAAUUCCCUAUGUGAGGUAACUGAAGGAGAUUGAAGUUGAUGAGUGAACCAUCAACUUUUCUGCAGUCAAAUUUUAGCAGCUCAUGACUUACAGUGGUGGAUAAAAUAAUGAACUAAUCUAGCAAGAAGUCCCUUUGUAGUCAUGUGGUUGGUAAUGUGUGGUAAAUCUACUUCUCCUUUGAUAUUGUGGAAUAUUUUCUCGCCACUAUGUAAUAUGUGCUAUUGCAGGCAGACAGGGAUCAACUUCAGUUUGAAAUUAAAAUGCAGGGUUUAAGUAAUAUCAACAACUGUUACUUAUACAUGUAUAUAAAUAACUCUUUUGUAUGAUCUGAAGCUCAUUGGCAUUCAUGUUUUUAUACAAGGCCAAAGUAGAUGGGUGAUGGUCAAUUGAAGGGGUUUGUCUUAUUUUCUUGAGGAACUUUAGUAUGGAUGUCAGGUAUUGGGUUACUUGAAAUGUGGAGAACUAGUCUGAGUGUGUGUCCUAAAGUGGUCAGUACAAAAUGGCUACAGGAAGGACAUUGUAGAAUACCUCUUGGAUUUGUAAGCCUCAGCAUUGCUGGAAGGGAUAAAACUGGUGAAUAAAUAAGAUAUUGUGUAAACAGAUAAUGAUCAUUUGGAAGUCUUGUGCAAAACAAGUUUUUCUAAAUUUUUUUUAACUAGAAUGUGUUGUAAGAUUCAAAUCAAAUGUAAUUUUAUAUUUCCUUAGUUUUCGGUUGAUUUUCAAUGUAGGAGAUCAUCAAGAUCUCUCUACCACAGUUUUUUCUUUAAUGAAUGGCCUUGUUGCAGAUGAUUUAGAAAUAUGAUAAUUUUAAUUUAUUAUAUGAAAGUAUUAUCUUGUCUCAUGUUAAAGUUUAGGAAAAGUUAAUAGUUUAUAAACAGAGAAAUCAGAAUUAGGUGACAAUGAUAAAGUCAGUGUCAGAAUUUCCUCCAAUUGUUAAAAAUAUAUUUAUAUUACUGAGAACUUUUCAAAUGAUUGUAUUUAAAAUUUUUUAGAAUAUUUAAUAUAAAAGCACUGUAUCUAUUGACAAUAAAAAUGAUAUAAUUAGCAGUUGAA
Stylophora pistillata is the source of this 2539-nucleotide messenger RNA. RefSeq names its product manganese-dependent ADP-ribose/CDP-alcohol diphosphatase. Gene Ontology annotation, molecular function: manganese ion binding; ADP-ribose diphosphatase activity; 2',3'-cyclic-nucleotide 2'-phosphodiesterase activity. The record is from RefSeq and is a predicted model, not a curated record. NCBI's taxonomy places the organism in Eukaryota, Metazoa, Cnidaria, Anthozoa, Scleractinia, Pocilloporidae.